Molecule: messenger RNA, 5073 nt
Organism: Centropristis striata (black sea bass)
Lineage: Eukaryota; Metazoa; Chordata; Actinopteri; Perciformes; Serranidae
Gene: agla
Product: amylo-alpha-1, 6-glucosidase, 4-alpha-glucanotransferase a
Exons: 36
Coding region: 149-4753 (1534 amino acids)
Biological process (GO): glycogen biosynthetic process; glycogen catabolic process
Molecular function (GO): amylo-alpha-1,6-glucosidase activity; 4-alpha-glucanotransferase activity
Source: RefSeq, a predicted model, not a curated record
AAGACACAUCCGACAGGGUUUUAAUCCAUCAGAGCUGUAACUAAAACACCGGAGUGUUCGAGACACGUUUGGAACUUUUUUUUCCCAUUGGACUGAGUACAACACAAGGCAAUGCCGGGGAUCAGUUCACUCUGAGGAUCUUCUCACAAUGUUGCCUCAGCAUCUGAAGCAGAUCAGAGUCCUAAUGGUGAACGACAAAGAGAACCUAGAGCGGACCCUGUUCAGACUUGAACAAGGGUUCGAGCUCCAGUUCCGCCUGGGGCCGAGUCUCCAGGGCAGGAGGGUUAUGGUUCACACCAACUAUCCUCUCGAAGGGCAGAAGUUUGAACGAAAGAACUUCCGUGUUUUGGCGUGGAGCUACCCCACAGGAAGAGAGGACGACUCUGACAAGUUCUGCUCUCUGGACCUCAAGAUCGCCGGGUCCUACCAGUACUACUUUGGAUAUGGAGAGACGGAGCGGUCAGGAGGAGGAUACAUCGUAGUGGACCCGGUCCUCCACGUGGGAUCAGACAACCAUGUCCUCCCAUUAGACUGCAUCACCAUCCAGACCUACCUGUCCAAAUGCCUGGGACACCUAGAUGACUGGCCCGAUAGACUGAGAGUCGCCAAGGAGUCAGGAUACAACAUGCUCCACCUGACCCCUCUGCAGACCCUGGGAGAGUCCAGGUCCUGCUACUCCUUAGCAGACCAGCUGAGCUUUAACCCGGACUUCAGCCCCGCCGGGCGGAGCUACAGCUGGGAGGAGGUGGGGGCGCUGGUGGAGAAGAUGCGGACAGAGUGGAACAUGCUGUGUAUUACAGAUGUGGUGUAUAAUCACACUGCUUCUAACAGUGUUUGGAUCAGAGAACAUCCAGAGUGCGGCUACAACCUGGUGAACUCUCCCCACCUGAGACCUGCCUGGGUGUUAGAUAGAGCCAUCUGGCACCUAACCACCAGGAUAGCAGAGGGACGCUACGCCGCUAAAGGACUUCCUGCUGACAUCACCAACGAGAGCCAGCUGAAUGCCAUCCGUAGUGUGUUGUGGCAGGAUGUGUAUCCUCAGCUCAGACUGUGGGAGUUCUACCAGGUCAAGGUGGACGUGGUGGUGGAGCAGUUCAGAACCCUGCUGCAGAACGGCACCAAGCCGGACCACAGUAAGACCGGGGGAAAGAAGGGUCUGAAGAUCAUUCAGGACCCAAAAUACCGUCGUUAUGGCAACACACUGGACAUGGACUCUGCUCUGGAGACCUUCACACCUCACAGUUCUUCCCCGCAGCACAUUGAGGAGUGCUGUGGUUGGCUGAGGCAGAAGCUGGAGGAGCUGAAUAAAGAACAGUACCACACCGUUCACCAGCAUCAGGAGCAGGCUGCCAACUGCAUUGUGGGAAACGUAGUGUACGAGCGUCUGGCAGACCACGGCCCCAAACUUGGUCCUGUUAGCAAGAAAAACCCUCUGGUGACCAGGUAUUUCACCUACCCAUAUAAGGACAUGACUCUGGUGGAGGAGCUGCAGAUGCUGGACCAGCCGGACAAGACGUGUCACUUCCUGGCUCACAACGGCUGGGUGAUGAGCGAUGAUCCACUGCGCAACUUUGCUGAACCAGGCUCCAACGUGUACCUGCGUCGGGAGCUGAUCUGCUGGGGUGACAGUGUGAAACUGCGCUAUGGCAACGGGCCUGAAGACUGCCCCUACCUGUGGGCCCACAUGAAGAAAUACACCGAAAUCACAGCGCAAUACUUCCAUGGAGUCAGACUGGACAACUGCCACUCUACACCCUUACAUGUAGCCGAGUUCAUGCUGGAUGUGGCCCGUUCAGCGUGUCCUAACCUGUAUGUGGUGGCUGAGCUGUUUACGGGCAGUGAGGAGCUGGAUAACGUCUUCGUUACCAAGCUAGGGAUCUCAUCGCUCAUACGAGAGGCCAUGUCAGCAGGAGACAGCCAUGAGGAGGGCCGGCUGGUUUACCGCUACGGAGGAGAGCCGGUGGGAGCGUUCGUUCAGCCCAGUCUCCGCCCACUCAUCCCCACCAUCGCCCACGCCAUGUUCCUGGACGUAACCCAUGACAACGAGUGUCCCAUACAGCUGCGUUCAGCUCUGGACUCCCUCCCCAGCUCUGCUAUCGUCUCUAUGGCCUGCUGUGCUACCGGCUCCACCAGAGGAUAUGAUGAGUUUGUGCCACAUCAGAUCUCUGUGGUGAAGGAGGAGCGUUUCUACCCCCGGUGGAGCUCCUCCCCCUCCUCUACUGGUGAGGUUGGCAGCCAGACUGGGAUCAUAGCUGGUAAACUGGCUCUGAACAGGCUGCACCAGGAGCUGGCCUCCCAGGGCUUCAUACAGGUGUUUGUGGACCAGGUUGAUGCAGAUGUUGUAGCAGUGACUCGCCACUGUCCCAGUACUCACCAGUCUGUGGUGGCCGUGUGCCGGACCGCCUUCUGGAACCCUAAAACACACCAGUACGGCGCCAACGUCCCGCCCAUGUGCAUACCUGGGAAGAUCGAGGAGGUGAUCCUGGAGGCCCGGACGGUGGAACGGCCUGCUGGGAGCUAUAAGAAGGAUGAUAAAUACAUCAACGGCAUGCCAGAAUACACCGUGGAGAUAAAGGAGCAUAUAUCGUUAGCGGAGAGUACGGUGGUGAAGCAGGCUGGAGUCACGUCUAAAGGCCGAUCAGAGUUUGUGCAGGAAAUCAUCUUUGAGAAGUUGACACCAGGCAGCGUCAUCGCCUUCAGGAUCAGUUUGGACCCCAAAGCCCAGAAGCUGGCCGGGGUGCUGAGGUUCUAUCUCUCCCAGUUCAGCCCCAAAUACCGGAGAGGCAGCGUCCCGGAUGACAACCCACCAGAGGCCCUGCAGAGACCCCUGGCCCAGCUGAUGUCCAAGCUGACGCUAGCAGACCUGAACGUCCUGCUGUUCUGCUGCGACUCAGAAGAAAAAGAAGACGGAGGAGGCUGUUACAGUAUCCCGGGGUGGGAGACCCUCAAAUACGCUGGACUACAAGGUCUGAUUUCAGUGCUUGCUAACAUCCGUCCCAACAACGACCUGGGCCAUCCCGUCUGUGCAAACCUGCGACAAGGAGACUGGCUGAUAGAAUACGUCUCCAACAGGCUGGUCCGCAGAGACGGACCCCUGGCUGAGGUGGGUCAGUGGUUGGAAGCCAUGUUUAACUACCUGAAACACGUCCCACGCUACCUCGUACCUUGUUACUUUGAUGCGAUCCUGGUGUCGACCUACACCACGGCUCUGGACGCAGCGCACAAACUCAUGUCCAGUUUCAUCCAGAACGGCUCCAGUUUUGUCCGUCACUUGGCGCUGGGGUCGGUCCAGAUGUGCGGCGUGGGGCGUCUACCUGCCCUCCCCCCCCUCUCCACCAAGCUGGAGGGAGUUCCCUACCGCAUCAGUCCAAUCACAGGCCAGAAGGAGCAGUGCUGCGUCUCAUUGGCUGCAGGUCUUCCUCAUUUCUCCUCUGGGAUUUUCCGCUGCUGGGGCAGAGACACGUUCAUCGCUCUGAGAGGCCUGAUGCUGCUCACCGGGAGACACACCGAGGCUCGUAACAUUAUCCUGGCCUUUGCGGGGACACUGCGCCACGGUUUGAUCCCCAACCUGCUGGGUGAGGGUCGCAGCGCCAGGUUCAACUGUCGUGAUGCUGUCUGGUGGUGGCUGCAGUGCAUCCAGGACUACGCUAACCACGUUCCUCAAGGAGAAGAAAUCCUCCGCUGCCCCGUCACACGCAUGUACCCCACUGAUGACUGUGAACCCCGAACACCUGGAGAGGUGGAGCAGCCUCUGUAUGAUGUCAUCCAGGAGGCUCUGCAGCGUCACCUGGAGGGAAUUUCCUUCAGAGAGAGAAACGCUGGGCCCAAGAUAGACAUGCACAUGAAAGAUGAAGGGUUCAACGUGGUCUCCAAGGUGGAUCCAGCUACAGGCUUCGUGUCUGGAGGAAACCGCUUCAACUGUGGUACCUGGAUGGACAAAAUGGGAGAGAGUGACAGAGCAAGGAACAAAGGGAUGCCUGCUACUCCGAGAGACGGAGCAGCAGUGGAGAUCGUUGGUCUCAGUAAGUCAGCUGUCCGCUGGGUGGUGGAGCUCCAUGCUAAAGGCCUGUUCCCUUAUGAUGGAGCCAAAGUACACAGAGAUGGUAAAGAAGUGUUUAUUUCAUACUCCCAGUGGAACCAGCAGCUCCAGCAGUCCUUUGAAGCAGGUUUCUGGGUGUCUGGGGACCCGAAGGACCCCAAUGAGAAGCGCCCAGACCUGGUGCAUAAAAAGGGCAUCUAUAAGGACAGCUAUGGGGCCUCCAGCCCCUGGUGUGACUACCAGCUGAGGCCCAACUUCACUAUUGCCAUGGUGGUUGCUCCAGAGCUUUUUACAGUGGAGAGAGCCUGGGAGGCUCUUCAGGUGGCUGAGAAGAAACUACUGGGACCACUGGGAAUGAAAACACUCGACCCUGAUGACAUGGUGUACUGUGGUGUCUAUGACAACGCUCUAGACAACGACAACUUCAACCUGGCUAAAGGUUUCAACUACCACCAAGGACCAGAAUGGCUGUGGCCAGUAGGCUACUUCCUGCGUGCUAAGCUCUACUUUGCCAAGAAGCUUGGAGAAGCAGCGUAUAAUAAUACAGCAACCCUGGUGAAGAAUGUUCUGUCUCGACAUUACACACACCUGGAAAGGUCUCCAUGGAAGGGUCUCCCCGAGCUGACCAAUGAGAACGGCCAGUUCUGCCCCUUCAGCUGUGAGACCCAGGCCUGGUCCGUGGCCACGGUGCUGGAGGUCCUCUAUGACCUGUAGGGACCUGUAGGGACCUGUAGGGACCUGUAGGGACCCCCUUAGACCUCCUCUAAACACAAAGCUUGCUCUGAUAGAAACACUGUCAGUCACAGCUCACUGCUGACUCCACUGGUGGUGUUUGGGUAACAGAUAAAGGUUGGUGUGGGAGCGAGAUGUGAUUGAUGUGAUUGGCUGCUGAUAAAAAUGAUUCGCUUCACAUUACAUUUAUUUCCAAUAAAUCUAUGAGAGAAUGUGUCUGUCUCCCCUCUAACUGUCCAUGUGAUGCUCUCACUGUGUCCUUCGUCUGUAAAACAACAUUAAACAGGACAGUUCAGCCCCAA